AUGACAUCAGCCAUUGAUGCCAUCACAUCUUCAGAUGACCCAAUUAUUGCUACCACAUCUUCAGAUAACCCAAUUUCUGCUACCACAUCUACAGAUAACCCAAUUAUUGCUAUCACAUCUACAAAUAACCCAAUUAUAGCUAUAUUGUUAAAUACUGUAAAUAGAAAUCAAGAUCACGAAGAAUUAGAUAUUUUUAAUCUAGAAUUAUAUCAUG
This is a messenger RNA of Dentiscutata erythropus, 214 nucleotides long. Lineage: Eukaryota; Fungi; Glomeromycota; Glomeromycetes; Diversisporales; Gigasporaceae. The record is from the annotation of a GenBank genome assembly.